Molecule: messenger RNA, 675 nt
Organism: Ilex paraguariensis (yerba mate)
Lineage: Eukaryota; Viridiplantae; Streptophyta; Magnoliopsida; Aquifoliales; Aquifoliaceae
Source: the annotation of a GenBank genome assembly
AUGGAAGUUCAGGGAGCAAAUCCCAAUCUGGGAAUGCGAAGGAAUGGGAUGAUGAAGCUGGAAGAGUACCUCGACUUCAUUGAUAGUCACAAUCCUCGCUCUCUCACCAUCAACUAUCUCAAUCAGAUCAUACGCAUGCAUGGAUUCAAGAAGAUUCACCAGGUUCAAAAGUCGGUCGUGGUCGAUGCAGUGAAGACAAUCGACCUGAUGGAUCCAUCUCGGUCCACACUUCAAUACGACGACGUUUCGUCGCACGCAUUCCUCACUCUGGAAGAGGCAAAGGAGGACCUUGCAACUCUCAACUGGCAAGAAUGCUGUGUGACAUCACUCGAAACAAUUAAUUCCGUCCACUACUACGACCGGUCCUUGAACUUGAACCACCUCCACGGUGCCGAUGCUUCUGCGGCAUCGAAGAAUUCCAAGGCAAAGCCAAAGAAACGGAAAAGAGCGCGAAAAUCAGAAAGAAGUGUUGCUGAUACUGGUUUUGGUGGUGGGUUUGGAGCUUCUGACCUGGGUUCUUGUUCCUCUUCGGUGAUUGGUGCUGCUGCUGCUACUGCCACUGCCGGCGCUUUUGGUGGUUCAGGAGGUGGUUAGUUUUAACUCGGCUUUCUUUAGUUUUCUUUCGAAGGGAUCGUAUUGCAUUCUCAAGAAGAGUAGAUGGGUGGGAGAAUUGGG